GUUAAAUUUCAUGUCGCCGAAAGUCGGAGUCUUGGACUGCAAAGCAUCUUUAAGAUCUGAAAGUAUCGCAUCCGGUGAAGCCGUAACCGUCCUCACAAGCGCAAAAAGCCGAAAGCGCGCACACGAAUGUUGAAUCUCAACGCUAUGGUUGGCCGAAGUAUUCGCGUGAAGACAGGUCAAUUCGCUGCCACCAAGCGGAGAUAAUUUUUAGUAAGCAAAAAGAUGUAUCCGUCAAGUCCGCAACCAGGUCAAAUAUAGCGGUGAACUUUCAUUGAUGGACAUCUACUGACUCAAUGUAUCCGAACUGACAUCGAAACCACAAAAAAGAGGCAGACAAAUCAAGCAUCGAUUCAGCACACUGAUGCUGAUGCCUAGUUUUUAGCGACGUGACAACCGGAGCACCAAACUUGUAGAUCUACACAAUCAAAGAAGGCUCGGAUGGACGAGCCUAAAUGCCCACUAGGAAAUGGUCGAAUGGCUGAAGAUCCGUCGCGAGUGACGCGCUCGUCUGGGGAGGAAAAAGCAGGAGCUUUCGAUGCUUCUUCAAAUGCUGAACGGGAGGUGGACGACCAGAAAACAACGGGAGGGUUGCAUCCAGGAGCGCCACUCUCCGCAACGGCAUCCACAAGCAGCGACACUGCAUCUCAGCGGUCUAAAUGUGGUGGCCAGGCUCGCCAGCCAGGGUAUAGCAGAGAAAUCACUGCCCGCUCGACAAUGGCACCCGCUCUGCCUCCGCUCAAGAGAAAGGAAACGAAGCUGGCUCAGAAAAAGGCGCAUCCGUGGCAGCACUUGGGGAUCACGUUAGGCCUGCCAAUGAUCGUCCUCUUCGACGUCGUCGUCCCAAUCAUCAUCUACUACACCUGGUACAACAACCGCAAGUCAGCGUGGCAGGACGAUUGUCGAAGGCUGUACUCAAAUCAGCAGCCGUGCCCACUCGACCGACCCCAGUUUGACCAAAGUAUCUUGGGGUCUGCCAUAGCUUCCUUCGGCGUGGGCGAGCUGUGGAUUCUGAUCGCGAGAGUGUGGAGACUGUUUGUUCACCCAGAGCAGUGCGCGCCACUUCUCUCGCGAAGCAGGUGGGAGCUUGAUGCCACCUCCUGGGUUUACCUUGUUGCCAUGGUUCUGGCCCUUAUUCCAUUUGUCGUGGGAAGCAGUCUGGUUAUUCCGCAUCUGUACUUGUAUGGGCCAAGCUUCAUCAUGGGUUUCUUGGGUCUACUCAUGUUAUUUACGCUCGAUGUCCCCAUCAACAUCCCGAUUGGGAUCAACUCGCAACCACGAGGUACCAAGAUCCGGCCAUUCAUUUACUACGCCGCUGAGGACUUCAUCGCCGUUGACGGAUUGCAAGACCGUGAGUUUCGCGUAAGAUACAACGAACGGUAUGAGAGCAACAAGAUGUUUCGCAAGUUCUUCGUCAACCUCACGUUGUGGUGGCUACUCGGCGUAUGUGUCUACAUCGGCGCUGUGUCGGCCGUGAUCUGGACUCUACCUUUCCACUACGCAUUUGGUCUUUCGCUGGGCGUUUUGUUCGCGUACAUUGCAAUCUGGGCAACUGUCACCGCCGUGUGGACUAACAUAGAAAUGCAAAGGGAACACAAGGCUUACGAAGCAAACCAGAUCGAUGCAUAAAGGAUUAUGUAAGGCUUAGAGCAGUGAAUGGAGCGGGAGGCCGUGACCAUGACUCAGUGCUGGACCCCCUAAAACCGUCGCCUGCAGCGCCGUGACUGGGACUUGGUGGUGCACACGUCGAUAGCAGACGGGUACAUGAUUCUGCUCCUGAAGUAGAGCUGAGCUAAAGUGCGAGUCAAUACAGUAGUUAUCCAAGAGAAACCGCAAGACGUUUCGACCAUAGUCUUUACCAAAUCUGUGAUGCGCUGAGCCGAAACGCUUACGUUUGUAUUUGCAAACUCUAUUUGUCCGUGGCUCACAAAGGAGCAAUCUCCGGCGGCCUCAGGGGAUAAUUAUGCAGGUUCGCUCGUUGGCUGCCGCUGGACCCCUUUCUCCAGAGCGCAGCUUUUGGGACCGAUUAA
This is a messenger RNA of Verruconis gallopava, 2027 nucleotides long. RefSeq lists its product as uncharacterized. The coding region runs from base 439 to 1626 and encodes 395 amino acids. The record is from RefSeq and is a predicted model, not a curated record. NCBI's taxonomy places the organism in Eukaryota, Fungi, Ascomycota, Dothideomycetes, Venturiales, Sympoventuriaceae. The transcript has a single exon.